AUCGCUGCUGUCACUAACACAACACACAUCGUAACCUCACUCUUUUAGUCCAAUAAGUUGAAAGAUUAAAAUACAAUCUUCACUCUCAGGCAUUGCCAUUGACAUUAAUCUACACAAUGACCAUUCUAAAUGUUUUAAAAUUACGCGGAGUCCCGCAGAGGCUCCAACAUUUGAAAGCAUUCAUUCAGGACUUCUCAUCACAUGCACAUUUCGCCGAACAUCAAGCGUUGGAGAAGAUUCGAAACAUUGGCAUAUCAGCGCAUAUUGACAGCGGCAAGACUACAUUGACCGAACGAAUUCUAUUUUACACCGGUCGAAUAUCACAAAUGCACGAAGUUAAAGGGAAGGAUAAUGUCGGUGCUACCAUGGACUCAAUGGAAUUGGAACGUCAACGAGGUAUUACUAUCCAGUCGGCUGCAACGUACACAAAGUGGAAGGACUAUAACAUCAACAUCAUUGAUACUCCCGGUCACGUUGAUUUUACCGUCGAAGUUGAACGUGCAUUGCGUGUACUUGAUGGUGCUAUAUUGGUUCUAUGUGCUGUUGGUGGUGUUCAAAGCCAGACGCUUACUGUGAAUAGACAGAUGAAACGCUACAAUGUUCCCUGCUUGGCAUUCAUCAAUAAGCUUGAUCGAAUGGGCUCUAAUCCGAGCAGAGUUUUGAUGCAGAUGAGAACUAAAUUGAAACACAACGCAGCCUUCAUUCAAUUACCGAUUGGACUGGAGAAUGAGUGCAAAGGAAUCGUUGACAUUGUUGAACAGAAAGCCAUGUAUUUCGAAGGUGAUUUUGGAUUGAAAGUGCGUGAGGAUGAAGUACCGAAGGACAUGCUGGCAGAAGUCAAAGACAGGCGGCAGGAACUGAUCGAACAUUUGUCGAAUGUUGAUGAUGUUUUUGGCGAAUUAUUUUUGGAAGAGAAGGGGUUCCAAGAUUCUGAUAUAAAGGCGGCAAUUCGACGUUCAUGUUUGAAACGUGCAUUUACGCCAGUUCUCGUCGGUACCGCAUUGAAGAACAAAGGUGUGCAACCACUUCUAGACGCUGUUUUAGAUUAUCUACCGAAUCCGGGUGAGGUCGAAAACAUUGGCUUGAUCGAAAAAGAGGGACAGGAAACGGAGAAAAUAUUCCUGAAUCCUGCCCGAGAUGGAAAGGACCCUUUCGUUGGAUUAGCAUUUAAACUUGAAGCGGGUCGUUUCGGCCAAUUGACCUAUCUGCGUUGUUAUCAAGGUGUCUUGAAGAAGGGCGAUACCAUAUUCAACAUGCGAAGUAUGAAAAAAAUUCGUUUGUCGAGACUCGUUCGGCUGCACUCCAAUCAAAUGGAAGAUGUGAAUGAAGUAUAUGCCGGCGAUAUAUUUGCUUUGUUUGGUGUGGACUGUGCCAGUGGUGAUACUUUCGUCACAAAUCCGAAAUUGAAUUUAUCGAUGGAAUCCAUUUUUGUUCCCGAGCCCGUUGUGUCUAUGGCAAUUCAACCGGUUAACAGCAAGGAUCGAGAUAAUUUCUCGAAAGCUGUAGCACGAUUCACCAAAGAAGAUCCAACAUUCCACUUUCACUUUGACAACGACGUUAAAGAGACCAUUGUAUCCGGAAUGGGAGAAUUGCAUUUGGAAAUUUACGCGCAACGAAUGGAACGAGAAUAUGGUUGUCCAGUUACGCUAGGUAAACCCAAAGUUGCUUUUCGCGAAACACUUACCAGACCCUGUGAAUUCGACUAUUUACACAAGAAACAAUCGGGUGGUUCUGGACAAUAUGCUCGCGUAAUUGGAGUGGUGGAGCCCUUGCCUCCUCACCAAAAUACAAAUCUAGAAUUUGUCGACCAAACAGUCGGCACCAACGUUCCGAAGCCUUUUGUUCCCGGCGUCGAAAAAGGUUUCCGUUUAAUGGCUGAAAAAGGACUGUUAUCGGGAAGUAGGCUGUCGGGAAUAAUCUUUCGACUGAAGGAUGGCGGUCAUCACAUAGUCGAUUCGAGCGAGUUAGCGUUUAAUUUAGCGGCACAGGGUGCAAUUCGGCAAUGUUUUGAGAACGGAAGUUGGCAAAUUAUUGAGCCGAUUAUGAUGGUCGAAGUUGUCAUACCGGAUGAAUUCCAAGGCGCUGUCAUCGGCCAGCUGAACAAACGGAAAGGCAUUAUAACCGGAACGGAUGGCAUUGAAGGAUGGUUUACUAUCUAUGCUGAGGUGCCGUUGAACAAUAUGUUCGGAUACGCUGGCGAAUUGAGAUCGAGCACACAAGGAAAAGGUGAAUUCACAAUGGAAUACAGUCGAUAUGCACCCACUCAGCCAGAGGUUCAAGAACAAAUCAUUAAUGCCUAUCAAAUAGCUGAGGGAUUAGCACCAACCGCAGAUAAAGAGAAGAAGAAAAAGAAAAACUAAGUUCAGCCGAUGUAGCCAAAGAAUUUAGAUUCAGAAUGUUUAAAAGCAGUGCUAUGAAUGUGUAACCUGUCUGGUGAAUACAAUUUGAUUUAUUUAUUUUU
This is a messenger RNA of Bradysia coprophila, 2461 nucleotides long. It is a transcript of the gene mEFG1, whose product is annotated as mitochondrial translation elongation factor G 1. Gene Ontology annotation, molecular function: GTP binding; GTPase activity; translation elongation factor activity. The record is from RefSeq and is a predicted model, not a curated record. NCBI's taxonomy places the organism in Eukaryota, Metazoa, Arthropoda, Insecta, Diptera, Sciaridae. Gene Ontology annotation, cellular component: mitochondrion. Gene Ontology annotation, biological process: mitochondrial translational elongation.